Molecule: messenger RNA, 1275 nt
Organism: Ophidiomyces ophidiicola
Lineage: Eukaryota; Fungi; Ascomycota; Eurotiomycetes; Onygenales; Onygenaceae
Gene: ERD1
Product: protein-ER retention protein
Exons: 5
Coding region: 1-1275 (424 amino acids)
Cellular component (GO): membrane; cytoplasm
Source: RefSeq, a predicted model, not a curated record
AUGGACGCUGAUCAUCAUGGGUCCGCCAACUUGGAAGGGUUCAACCUUCUUCUUCCGCUCCCGUAUCGAGUUGCGGUGAUUCUGGUCGCAGGUGUAUGGGGAUGGGGGUUGAACCUACAUUAUCUGUCCCUAGUUAAAAUCGACGUCCCCGCUCUCAUCCGCUAUCCCUCGCGCUCAUCCAGCGGUAGCGUCUCCGUCUACAAAUCCACCUACCACCUCGCGACCCUCCUCUCGAUCCCGCUCGUCCUCUCCCUUGCCCUUUUCUGGACCAUCACCCGCCGAUCCCCCGAGCUGGUUCUCGCAUGGGAAAUCCUACCACAGUCCUACCUCUUCAUCUUCGCCGCGCUGCUCUUUCUCCCUCUGCACCAUCUCUCGCGCACCGGCCGGCAUCGACUGCUCGUCACGCUGAAGCGCGUGAGCCUGGGCGGGCUCGCGGAGGCGCAGGACGGGAAGUUCGGCGAUAUCAUAUUCGCUGAUGUACUGACGAGCUAUGCGAAGGUGUUCGGGGAUCUGUUUGUGAGCUUCUGCAUGUUUUUUGCGUCGGGCGUGUCGAGUACGGGUAUCCCGGACCGGGCGUGCGGCGGGCAUCUGGCGGUCCCGUUGCUUGUUUCUGUGCCGAGCAUUAUCCGCCUUCGGCAGUGUUUGAUUGAGUAUUACCGGGUGCAGAAGCGCGGAGUUGCGAGCGUCGAUGGCUGGGGCGGACAACAUCUUGCGAAUGCUUUGAAAUAUGCGAGUGCGUUUCCGGUGAUUAUAUUGACUGCAUUACAACACAGUUACGAUCCGUCGAACGUCGGCAUGAGCGAAGCCGGCCUCCAUAAACUAUGGAUCCUAUUCGCCCUCAUCCACUCCUUUUUCACCUUCUACUGGGACGUCGCCAAGGACUGGGACCUGCCCCUUUUCUCCGACCUCCUCACGCAAUUCCGGCGCAACCCCUACCACCUCGUGACCUCGCAGCCCGAUCUCAGCCUGGACGAAUGCGACCCGCGCCCGUUCGGCCUGCGCCGCCACCGCUUCUUCCACGCCAACAAGCUCUACUACGCCGCCAUCGCGAUCGACUGCGUGCUGCGGUUUACGUGGCUGUCGCGGCUGACCGUGCGGCUGAACUGGAUGAACGAUCUGGAGAGCGGCGUGUUUGUGGUGAUGGUUUUGGAGGUUGCGAGGCGCUGGAUGUGGAUAUUUUUGCGGGUGGAGACCGAGUGGGUUCGGAGCACGCAGGGUCCUGCACCGGACGAUAUUCUCCUAGGGGAAUUUACGCCGAAAAUAGACGAGGAUUGA